Molecule: messenger RNA, 1064 nt
Organism: Moneuplotes crassus
Lineage: Eukaryota; Ciliophora; Spirotrichea; Euplotida; Euplotidae
Source: the annotation of a GenBank genome assembly
GGAACGAUUAUAAAAUAUUGAAAAUGGGUUGAAUGAGCUGACUCGAGAAAAGACCUGGAGAUAGAGGUGGCGUUGAGUCUUCCUCCUUGUCGAAACAUCCCAGAUUCUCGCAGAAGGACGAAGGAAAAAUACCAGAAACAAACGAAACAAAUGAAAUCAGUGAACUGAAAGAAAGAGUUAAGAAGGAAAAUGAAAUCGGUAGAUCUUUCUUCCUAAGCUUAAAAUUUGAAAGAGCAGCUGCAGCUUAUAAAAAUGCUCUGAGGAUACACUCUGGGCUAAGCACUAAACUGAUCUUGUUGUAUCCUUAUAAGGACUACAAGAAACUUAGUGCGAUCAUAAACUCCAAUAUGGCAAGAUGUUACUUAAACAUGAUGGAAUAUGAAAAGGGUCUAAAGUACUGAGAAAAGGCUAUAACUGAAGACUAUGAGUACAUCAAAGCUUAUGUAAUUAAGGGAGAUAUCCUUAUGAACCUGGCAAGUUCUAGCAGAGAUUUUGACCAAGCCCAUGAAGCUAGAGAGUGAUUUCGAAGAUGUAUGAUUUUGUGAGAAAGACUCAACAAAGAUAAACACUUUACAUCACAAAUCGAAGAGAAGGUUAACUAUUCAGAACAGCUAUGCAAAGUUCUAGGAGCUGGAUUCUGCAUAAAGUCCCUUCAAUCAACCAAGGGGAAGUUUGAAGCAAUUUUCAAGAAGUUAAUUGAUAAAAAGCCAUCAGAAGAGCAAGAAAAAAUAGAGGAAUAUAAAGAAUUUCUGUUCAAAAGGAUCAAAAAUCGUGAGGAAGAGCUCGAAAGUAUCCAAAAAACCACUGAUUGAUCUCCUAUUGGAAUUAUAAAUAACGUACCCGAGCAUCUCGAAUGUAGGAUCACUCUGGACUUGAUUGACAACCCGUAUUGCACUUCUUCAGGGCACUCAUACUCUAAAGAUCCUUUACUGACUCAUAUCAGGUUAAAUGAGGAUGAUCCGAUGACUCGUGAAUACAUUUGCAAGUUUAAGCCAGGUUUGAUAGAGAAUAAAGCAUUGGCCCGAGCAGUAGAAGAUUUUAAGGACAAAAAUAAUCUGUAUUAA